Cydia splendana is the source of this 3251-nucleotide messenger RNA. RefSeq names its product GATOR2 complex protein WDR24 (gene Wdr24). NCBI's taxonomy places the organism in Eukaryota, Metazoa, Arthropoda, Insecta, Lepidoptera, Tortricidae. The record is from RefSeq and is a predicted model, not a curated record. Gene Ontology annotation, cellular component: GATOR2 complex; vacuolar membrane; cytosol. Gene Ontology annotation, biological process: cellular response to amino acid starvation; positive regulation of TORC1 signaling; positive regulation of macroautophagy. The transcript is spliced from 17 exons. Gene Ontology annotation, molecular function: protein binding. Bases 198 to 2567 code for a protein of 789 amino acids.
GAAGGUAGACGGAGCGGCAAGAUAACUUUUUUUUGUGUAUAAAUGCAGAAUCUUAUCAUUUUAGCUUAGUCCUCGUAGUGAUUAUAUGCUCUUUGGUUCUGACGAACAUGUAAUACAUCACAAGAUCGAUUGAAGUUAACGACAGUGGAAUAUGAGCUGCAUUGCAAGAGUAGUGUUAUUGUUUUUAUGAUCCAAAAAUGAUUCCAUCAAAUACGAUUUGUGUAUCGCAGGAGGGCCCGGCGAACGCGCUGGCUCUUAAUAAAGAUGCCUCUCAAGUGGUCAUAGCUGGAAGAAACGUGUUCAAAGUGUUUGCUAUUGGUGAGACGGAGUUCACAGAGGUGUGCAACCUGCGGGUUGGCAAAAACCUAAACCUCAACUUCUCUUCUAUUGAUGUGGCUUGGAACUCUAUUGAGGAAAACACCAUAGCCACCGCUGCUACUAAUGGAGCUGUCGUGGUGUGGAACCUCGGGCGCUCCGGGCGCUCCAAACAGGAGCAUGUGUUCUCUGACCAUAAGAGGACUGUUAAUAAGGUGAGCUUCCACCUAACGGACCCGGCACUGCUGAUAUCCGGCUCUCAGGAUGGCACCAUGAAGUGCUUCGAUCUACGGAUGAAGGAAGUCGCCAGAACUUUCAUUAGUAAUACAGAAUCAAUACGGGACGUCCAAUUCAGUCCGCACCAGGCACAUACAUUUGCCGCGGUGUCUGAAAAUGGUUCUGUCCAGUUAUGGGAUGUCCGUCGCUCCGAGCGGUGUGUGGUACAGUUCACCGCGCAUUCUGGACCGGUGUUCGCGUGCGACUGGCAUCCUACUGCCCCUGCGUUAGCCACGGCAUCGAGAGAUAAAACCAUAAAGGUGUGGGACAUACACGGGAAGCCUACAUUAGAGCACACAAUAUACACCAUCGCGUCCGUCGGCCAUGUCAAGUGGCGCCCACAUCGCAAACACCACGUAGCAUCCUGCGCCCUAGUGCUAGACUGCGCCGUCCACGUGUGGGACGUACGUCGCCCCCACGUUCCCCUCGCCACGUUCGCGGAGCACAGAGACGUGGCCACGGCCGUCGCUUGGCUGCCGACGUUAGACGCGUUCCUGUCGACCAGCCGAGACUGUUCCCUAUAUCGCCACCGCUUCAACGAGGCAGCUCACCCGGUCCUUUGGGCCAACCCCCAGGGCGUCAGCAUCUCCGCGCGCGGCGAGCUGGCCUCCGCCGUGCCCGAGGCCCCGCUGCCCCCCCUGCCCACCGCCCCCCUCCCCGACGAGAGGCACCUCCCCGGCUUAGGUCGCAAGCAGCCCCGCGCGGGCUCGCUGACGGCGGCCGCGCAGGCCACGCUGGAGCGCGCGUUCCCGUCGGGCGCCGCGUCCGUGCUGCGCCGCGCGCGCGCCCCCGCCGCGCCGCUCGUGGCGUGCGCCGCGCUCUACCGCACGCACGGUGCCCGUCCGCACGAGCUGGCCACGCACAACGCCCGAGUGGCGCGCGCGCACGACCGCCACAUGGUGGGCCACGUGUGGGACGUGGUGCGCUGCGUGUACAGCUCGCGCGCGGCCGAGGCGCGGCGCGCGCCCGCCCCGCCGCCGCCGCAGCCCCCGCCGCCCCAGCCGCCCCAGGCCCGCGAGCCCUACAGUGCCGUAGAAGAGGAACCGAUGGAGGAAGUAGAAGAAUGGGCAGAGAACCAAUUCCACAACAGCGGAGUCCUAGGGCUUCCCACACACAGCAUCUACGUGCCGCCCUCCCGACUCCUGCGCCGCGACGAUGAAACAGCGGGUUGGGUGUCAGCCGCGUCAGCGCAUUACGUGGACGUGGACGCGGCCAACUGGACGCUCCCGGAGGAGGCCUUCCCGCUGCGCGCGCCCGCGCACGCCGUCACCCCGCCGCCCGCCGACGACCACGCGGGUACUAUGGCGGGCGGAGCGUCGCCGGGCGGCAGCACGUCCACAGGCUCAGGGCCGGCCGCGGAGCACCCCUACAGUCACCAGACCUCCGUCCCGCAGCUGGAAGACACGUCGACCUCCGGGUCGGGGUCGGAGGGCGAGCUGUCGGUGCGCGCGGAGGCGCCGGUGUCGCGGCUGGACGCGGCGCCGCUGCUGGCCGCCGCGCUGCGCGCGCACGCGGCGCUGGGCGACGUGCAGACCGCCGCCACCGUGUGUCUCGCUCUGCAGGACCACAGAUCGGACCUGUUCCCGUACAUCGACGAGGCGCUACAAGAGCAGUGGCUGCUGGGUUACAUUGAGUUAUUACAUAGGUAUAAACUGUGGAAUGUCGCUACUGAGGUGAUCCGUUGCGCGUGGCUAGGCUCCGUUCGCGCACUUUCCCAACAAUCCACUAGUAUAGCGGUGUGCUGCGGCCGCUGCGCGCGCCGCACGAGACCGCACCAGCCCUGCGACCGAUGUCAUGCGAGAGGGAAGGCGCGAUCUGCACCCGAUCUUUGCGCCGUUUGCCACCAGGUGGUCCGCGGACUAUACGCAUGGUGCCAAGGUUGCGCGCACGGCGGACAUUUAGCACACAUGCGUCGCUGGAUGGAGACGCAUCGCCUCUGCCCCGCGGGCUGCGGGCACCAGUGUCAGCUGGGCUGAGCUGUACUAGAUUAACCAUGGUAAUUUAAGAAAUUCAUUAGUGGCCUAACUAGGUUUAGGCGAAGCGACCCCUCGGCCAGACGGCCUCGCACUUAAGGGGGCCUCGCGGGAGCCAACUCUCUUUAUUACCUUGUGAUUUGGGAAUACCAUAGACUAAUAAUACUAGACCGCCAAUCCCCUUGACAUGCACGUAAACAAAACGCUGCUUAUUUUCGUAGUCGACAUCUAGCGUCAAGUAGCGGAUUUAUCAGUACCGCUACUUGACACUAGAUGUGUCAAUCAGUCAUGAUUAAACUUGGUGCUAUUAUUACGUAAUUUUACUCAACCUAUUACAUCGUGGAGGCAUAGGUAAUAUCUAAAUAGCAACGGUGCUUCAAAAUUUACUCUUAUCUCUUUGGCACUAGCUGUUCAGAUUGAAAUUUUGGACUAGUCACAUCCUAGUCUUGGUUUAUUAGUUGUAUGUUCUAUUUACAUUUGUAAAUAAUUAGCGGCAGUUAAUAGUAGAAUAACCGUGAUUCCAUCAUUCAAGUUUGUGGUAAUGUUAAAAUUGUAAAUUAGAUAACAUCGCUGUCAUAAUAUCUAAAUAAAUAAGUGAGAAAAGACGUAAAUAAAUGUUUUAAAUAUGUCAAUUAUUUGUACAUACUUUUAUAAAGGAAUAAAUAAAUCAUAUGACAAUGUUCAUAA